GGUGGCAGGCGGGGGCCUCCUAUAGCCCUCAGGACGUUUUAUCUGUGGGCCCUCCAAUCGCGUCAUAAGUCGGCGACUGAGCCUUGGCGGUGGUGGCCGAGGCGGCGAAGGCGGCAGCGGCGGCGACAGCUCUGGGGUUUGCUUCUCGGGGUGUGUCGGCCGCCGCUGCUGCUUGGGCCUGGUAUGUACAAAUGGCUGGUUAGGAUUCUCGGCACCAUUUUCCGUUUCUGUGACCGGCCGGUGCCCCCUGCCCGGGCCCUCCUGAAGAGGCGGCGCUCGAACAGCACUUUGUUUUCUACAGUGGACACUGAUGAAAUACCAGCCAAAAGACCAAGAUUAGAUUAUUUCAUUCACCAAGUGAAAACCAGUCUCUACAAUGCUGCCAGCUUAUUUGGAUUCCCAUUCCAGCUGACCACAAAGCCCAUGGUAACUUCUGCUUGUAAUGGAACACGGAAUGUGGCCCCUUCAGGAGAGGUAUUUUCGAAUUCUUCAUCUUGUGAACUGACAGGUUCUGGAUCCUGGAACAACAUGCUGAAACUGGGUAAUAAAUCUCCUAAUGGAAUAAGUGACUAUCCAAAGAUCAGAGUGACAGUAACCCGAGAUCAGCCUCGCAGAGUCCUGCCUUCCUUUGGUUUUACUUUGAACUCAGAAGGGUAUAGUAGAAGACCCGGUGGCCGUCGCCACAGCAAAGGCCCUUCAGAAAGUUCUUUAACCUGGAAGCCUCAGGAACAGGUUGUAACAGAGAUGAUUUCUGAAGAGGGUGGCAAGGGUCUGAGGCGUCCCCACUGUACUGUGGAGGAGGGUGUUCAGAAAGAGGAAAGGGAGAAAUACCGAAGGUUAUUGGAGCGACUUAAAGAAGGUGGUCAUGGAAACUCUGUUCCUUCUGUAACUUCAACUUAUCACAGCUCUCAAAGAAGUCACAUGGACACACUAAAGACCAAAGGCUGGGGGGAAGAGCAAAGUCACGGAGUCAAAACAACUCAGUUUGUUCCAAAACAGUAUAGAGUUGUUGAAACAAGGGGACCUCUAUGCUCAGUGAGAAGUGAGAAGAGGUGUUGUUCAAAGGGGAAAAUUUCUGAUACAGAGAGGACAGUUGGACUCAGACUUGAAAAUGAAGGUAGGAGGGGACAUCAACUGGAACCUGACCUAUCCGAAGAGGUGUCGGCCCGACUCCGCCUGGGCAAUGGGAGCAAUGGCUUACUCAGGAGGAAAAUGUCAAUACUUGAGACAAAAGAAAAACAUUGCUCGGGCAAAGAGAGGGAUAAAAGGAUGGAUGAUCUUCUUGAACUUACAGAGGACAUGGAAAAGGAGAUCAGUAAUGCCCUAGGUCAUGGCCCACAGGAUGAGAUCCUAAGUAGCGCUUUCAAGUUGCGAAUCACUCGAGGAGAUAUACAGACCUUGAAGAACUAUCAUUGGCUCAAUGAUGAAGUCAUUAAUUUUUACAUGAAUCUUCUGGUGGAAAGAAACAAAAAACAAGGGUAUCCAGCACUUCAUGCAUUCAGUACUUUUUUCUAUCCCAAAUUAAAGUCUGGUGGUUACCAAGCAGUGAAAAGAUGGACCAAAGGGGUCAAUCUCUUUGAACAGGAACUUAUUCUGGUGCCUAUUCAUCGGAAGGUACAUUGGAGCCUGGUGGUGAUAGACCUACGAAAAAGGUGUCUCAAAUAUCUGGAUUCUAUGGGACAAAAGGGCCACAGGAUCUGUGAGAUUCUCCUUCAGUAUUUACAGGAUGAAAGUAAGACCAAAAGAAAUAUUGAUCUAAAUCUUUUAGAGUGGACCCACUACAGCAUGAAGCCACAUGAGAUUCCUCAACAGUUAAAUGGGAGUGAUUGUGGAAUGUUUACUUGUAAAUAUGCAGAUUAUAUCUCUAGGGACAAACCUAUCACAUUUACUCAGCACCAGAUGCCUCUCUUCCGGAAGAAGAUGGUGUGGGAAAUCCUUCAUCAGCAGUUGCUGUGAGAAUGCCCCGCCCGGUCCCUCUAGCUGCUGGUGGUUCUUUCACGGAGGACGGAUGUUUCCAUAUACCUCAUGCAUCGUGGGUUCAACAGUCCCCGCAUCGCCCCUGCUGGCUCACAGGUACUGGGCCGUAGGACGCGCACGCAGGCCUCUCCCUGCACCCUGGGCCCGCCUUGGUGCGUGGACCCUGUGUGUGAGCCUGUGCCUGCUCAGAGCCCUGGACUAUUCAACCCACACAAGAACAAACGCUAAUUAAUACUUUUUUUUUUAAGAUUUUUUUUUUCCCUAUGAAUGUGGGAAAUGCGGGAUUUAUUCUAUGAUUUGUUUUUUGUGUGUUUGUUCACGUGUGUUCAUUCGCUCACUCAUUUACAAACAUAAUGGCAGUGGCUGUUUGCUGCUGCUCCACAGUUAACUCUGAAUUACCUGUUUGAACUAUUUAUUUUUGAAAGGAAUGUUAAUCAAGCUCCACUCCCAGCUGAAGAUCAGGAGGGGAAUCAGUGGGGGGAGGAAGGAAGUGUCAAUUAACUUCCCGAAGGCUGGAGCAGAAACUGCCAACUUGAAGCUGGAGCUCUCGUUCUUGAGGCUUGGAAGUGCCGGAGAGGAGAAACGCCUUCUCCUUGGGUAGGGCUCUCAUUGCCUUUCAGAGGACGUCGGACACUACGGCCUUGGCCUGGGGGCGUGGAAAAGUGGAACGGUGGCCUAGGAACUCUGGCGAUCCAGGAGUCUUCAGAAGAGUGGUGGUCAUCCUAAAGAGACUGCUCUUUCUGGGAAUGAGCUGACUUGGCUACUCUUGAAACUGGAUUUGAAGUAACUAUAAACCCUAAAGCUUAAUUUUCAUCCCAGAUCUGGUUGAGUAUAAACCUCAGAAUUGUAAGGGCUGGCCUGGGCUGUUUAUUUCAAGAGAUACUAUUCAAUGUAAAAGCUAUUUUUCCUCAAAGUUUGUUUUUUUUUCUAUAUAUAAAGCCGAAAUUAAGUUUUGUACUCAUUAGGAUUUACAUCCCCCCCCAUUCCACCCCCACGGAAAUUUGGAAGAAAAUUUAGUACUUGGCUGUGAGGCUGCCAGUUAUACAAUAAUCUAUUUUGCAUAUGAAAGUUUGUAUUUAACUUUUUUGUUCAUUAAAAACUUUACAGUGGUUACGCAUUUUUAAUUUCAGAAAGUUUAGAGUUGGUCAGAACAUAUUUUGCAAGAUCUAGUGCCUAGUGUUGCUUUUUCCGAUGUAAUAAAGGUUGUCUGGCAGAACCUGAAAA
Neofelis nebulosa (Clouded leopard) is the source of this 3201-nucleotide messenger RNA. RefSeq names its product SUMO specific peptidase 2 (gene SENP2). NCBI's taxonomy places the organism in Eukaryota, Metazoa, Chordata, Mammalia, Carnivora, Felidae. Gene Ontology annotation, cellular component: nucleus. Gene Ontology annotation, molecular function: deSUMOylase activity. Bases 184 to 1956 code for a protein of 590 amino acids. Gene Ontology annotation, biological process: protein desumoylation. The record is from RefSeq and is a predicted model, not a curated record. The transcript has 17 exons.